Messenger RNA from Fulvia fulva, 2523 nucleotides. RefSeq names its product Transcriptional activator protein acu-15. Gene Ontology annotation, biological process: regulation of DNA-templated transcription; DNA-templated transcription. The record is from RefSeq and is a predicted model, not a curated record. Gene Ontology annotation, molecular function: DNA binding; DNA-binding transcription factor activity, RNA polymerase II-specific; zinc ion binding. The coding region runs from base 1 to 2523 and encodes 840 amino acids. The transcript is spliced from 2 exons. Lineage: Eukaryota; Fungi; Ascomycota; Dothideomycetes; Mycosphaerellales; Mycosphaerellaceae.
AUGGACGGUAAUGGGCAGCCUCCGCCGGGGGCGCCCCCUUCAGCUCAUCGGAACUCGGGUCCUUACGCGGCAUCAAUAUCCUCACAUGGCUCUGCGCCAGGCCACGCGCACGGCGCCGGUCCCUAUGCUGCUCCCGAUCAACAUCCAUUGGCGAACAUGCCUGCCUCUCCAGCAGUCAUGCAGGCGCACAUGAAUGGCAUGGGACAGCCGUUUCCGUAUCCAAAUGUGCCCUCGAGUGCAGGACCAGCUGGACUCAUGGCAGAUCAGUACAUGAACGACUCACCAGGAAUCUCACCGACGCAUGCUUCAGCAGCUGCGCUAUCCGCCCAGCAAAAGCGAGCCUACCGGCAGCGGAGGAAGGAUCCCAGUUGCGAUGCUUGCAGAGAGCGCAAAGUCAAGUGCGAUGCUACUGAUAUGUCGAGCUGCUCCGAGUGCUCGAGUCGUGGCGUCAAAUGCCAGUUCACCAAGGAGACCAACCGAAGAAUGUCGUCUAUCAAGCAAGUGCAGGACUUGGAGAAGCAGCUGUCAAUGGCGAAGCAGCAGAUCAACCAGCUACGAGGCAUGCUUCAAGACGGCGGAGCUUCGGAUGUCAAUGCCAACCCACCCAAUGUGCCAGCAUUACAAUUGCCUGAGACUACCGCAAAAGAGCGCCGUCCAGCUCCACCUGCCCUGGAAGCAUUCGACGAAGUGAGGAAGAACAUUCGUACGUACAGCAAGGGCAUCUUCAAACCACCGCCGCCUUACAGACAGUUUGGUCCACAGCCCACAUUCUCCAACGCGGCGCAUGCGCUGCCUCCCAAGCACGUCGCAGAUCGCUUGAUUGCACAUUAUCGUGGCUCUGUGCAUGUCUAUGCGCCUCACCUUCACUGGCCGACAUUCGUGCAGGAGUAUGAAGAGCUCUAUCGCACAGGAAGUUUUCAGCAAUGUCGGCACAUAUGGGUCGCCUUGUUCUACGCGGUGCUAGCAUGCGGGACCCUGAUGGAACCAGUAUCCAAAGAUACCAGUGAGGAAUCAGAGGGUGCUCAAUACCUCAACAAAGCAGUAUCAAGCGUCAAUACCUGGAGCGACGAACUUACUGUGGAUCAUGUUCGAGUGAGCCUGCUCUGCAGCAUCUACUUUAUGGAAAUGAACCUGAGAUCGCCGGGAUGGGUAUGGCUCGGAGCAGCAGUGAGGAUCUCGCAAGAUAUAGGACUGCAUACGGACAACGGGCCAUAUCCACCACUGGAGACGGAAAUGCGCAGGCGAGUCUGGUGGAGCGUUUACAACUGGGACAGGAUCAUCUCCCUCGAAAUCGGCCGACCUCUUUUGAUCGACGACGACGACUGCGACGUCAGCGAGCCUGUGCCUGUGGACGAUGAUUGUAUAAGGCCGACCGGCAUCGUCAUGCCUCCUCCGGGCCAGACCAUUCCCAGCGGCCUGCUCGCCGUUAUUCCAGUUGUUCGUACAACUGCACAAGUCAAAAAGUGCUUCAAGUCUCCGACUGUUGCUGCCUCCACUCUGGCUAUGUGCGACGAACAUUUCAAAUCCAUAAUGGCAUCUUGGCCGGAUCCAUAUCCCAUACAAUCUCAAGCGCCUCUUGACCCACGUCUUCUCACCGCAGGCUGCAGUCUCCAGACACAACGCUUCUUUCUGUACAGGCACAAUCUGUCUCCCGCCUGUAGACAAAGCGAGAGGCGAGAUGCGCUGGACAGGUGUGUGUCAGUGGCUCAGGAUACAGCGCAUUACGUUCAGAGGACUCUGCAACAUCCAUCCACAUCGCCGGGUCAAGGAUAUCUAUCUCCAGGACAUAUGGCCAACUGGGCUGGUCGCGUGCGCACUAUGUGUCCUGCGUUCUUCUGCACGCAUCUUUGGCGAUGCGAACUGGUCCUGUGUUUGCGAGGUGAGUUUGCCGCCGCAUUGACACUCAGUCACGUCUCGGCGGCGAUUGGGGAUCUGCGAAAGAACAAUGUCGGCUGCGGCCGUUUCCUGGCUUUCUUUCUCGACAAACUCAUCGGACGGCUACGGGCAGGAGCCAGCUUUCAAAACCUGGAGUUAGAUGAAGAGAUGCUCGCAUAUGCCAGCGGAGACAUGCAAGGAUGCGCCGAUGACGCAUGGGCUUGGACCGGCAGCGAGACUGGUUCAAAGCUUCAUCAGCCACAAGCUAUAGUCAACGGCACAGGUGGUGGUGAGAAACCUGCUCUGCAGGCCGAGCAACUAUCGACUAGCACUUUGUCGGACCGAGAAGUGCAGGAAUGGGGUGGGUGGGAGCACAUCCAGCGGACACUGGACCAACUGCUUCAGGACCCGCAAGGCCAAGGACAAGGACAGCCUCCUAGGCUACAAUCGCAGCAGCCUCCCAAUCAACAAGCACCAGGCACCUAUCCGCCACCCCCUCCGCCUCCUCAGCCAUCGAGCCUCGGUCCACCACCAUUGCCUCAGCCAGGCUCUCAGUCGCCGAACCCGAAUGCCAACAGCAACGGGAGCAGUAGCAAUGGAAAUACCAAUGGUGCCGCUGGUAGAAUCAGCAUCCAAGACAUAAUGUGA